AUGUUAUCAAAUGGACAAGUCUUAGUUGCCGGCGGAUAUGGAACUGGUGCUGUUUUGUAUUUAAAUACUGCUGAGUUGUAUAAUCCAUCAACAGGAGUGUGGACAAUUACUGGAAAUAUGAGUUAUACUCGAUAUUAUCAUACAGCAUCCGUGCUUUCAAAUGGACAAGUCUUAGUUGCUGGCGGAUAUGGAAGUGGUGGUGGUUUGUAUUUGAAUAGUGCUGAGUUGUAUAAUCCAUCAACAGGAGUGUGGAUAAUCACUGGAAAUAUGAGUUAUACUCGAUAUCUUCACACAGCAUCCGUGUUAUCAAAUGG
Molecule: messenger RNA, 314 nt
Organism: Rotaria sordida
Lineage: Eukaryota; Metazoa; Rotifera; Eurotatoria; Philodinida; Philodinidae
Source: the annotation of a GenBank genome assembly